AUGAAUCAUAAGUUGUUUGCAGUCCCUGUUGAUCCAAGGCGAGUGAUAGGUCCGCCGCAGAUCCGCAGCCUCUGCCCAUGGCAUCUCCGUGAUCCCCGGACUCCCCAGCGCCGCGGCAGCACAGACCACAAACGCGCAAGCGGGUGCGCCACCCAGCAGGCCCAGACCCCCCUCGGCGCACCCUACGGGCCCAUCAGCCUCGGCCCUGCGCGCAGUAGCACACGCACCAGGUGGCGGCAUGGAGCGCGCAAGGGGCGCAGCGCCACCGAGACACCCAGCAGCGCCACGCACCCCGCCCCAACACCCCGGCCCGGCACCGGCCCCCGCGCCAGGCACCACCGGCUCCGGAGCAGGAGGACUCAGCCCCCCGACGCCCACGGAAGGGCACAGGUGCGCACUGCUUACUUGAUGUAG
Knipowitschia caucasica is the source of this 414-nucleotide messenger RNA. Lineage: Eukaryota; Metazoa; Chordata; Actinopteri; Gobiiformes; Gobiidae. The record is from the annotation of a GenBank genome assembly.